AUCAAUCACGUCAUGCCAGAUAUCCACAAUACUGUACUGAAGGAGCAGAAUAAAAAUUAUGCAAGGAACAGGAGAUUCUUACGUGGGAAAAAGAAAUUCAACAUGAACCACAAAAAGAAAUGCAAACUCUGCACAGACGCAGAGGAUGACUGAAUAAGCGAGAAGAACCACAUCCUGUUCCCGGAAGAGAUGCAGAAGCGCCACUUCACCACAGCGACCUCCGUCUUAUUCGUUGCUUCCUCUAUACGUCCUCAGUUAAAAACUGAGUCCCUCGGCCUGCGUCUCAGGCCUGAGGAUACGUACGAGUGGGAGGAUGAGAAGUUUUAAGACUUGUUGGGGUGAAAGGGGUCUGUAGUGUAAUUGAUUUGAAUAACUACUUAGCAGGAGUGCACACUCAAAGAAAAGGUCAUAUUUGGCUCUGAACAUCCUUUGAGAUUUAAUGAUAAAUGCAACGUGCAAUAUUCAUUUAACCUUUGUCAUCUUCCUUUUCUGGUGAUUAAUGACGACAGUGACUCAAAAGGAGAAGAAGAAAUAUUUCUCUGUAGCAGCGCUGAUUAGAAUUGAAACGAGCUUUGGCCAGUGUUAUAAUGAAAGCUUGCAUGUCAGGGCCAUUUGCAGUCUUUGGCUGAGCUGCCCCUCUGGUUGCUGUUGUGGUUGCAUAACCCUAAACCUGAACAACUAAUCUAUACUAUAUAAAAACAAUUGCGUCUGUGUAAACAUGGACAUUACUGAUUUGCAUGCUCCUGGUUUUCCUUCAGGGCGUCCAGUACUUGGUUGAAAAUGAUCUGCUGGAAUGGCGAGCUGAGUCCGUGGCCGAGUUUCUUUACAAAGAGGAGGGACUGAACAAGACCGCCAUCGGAAACUUCUUGGGAGAUAGGGAGGAAAUGCAUCUGCAGACACUGAAAGCGUUUGUGGGCCUGCAUGAAUUCUCAGACCUGAAUCUGGUGCAGGCGCUGAGGCAGUUUCUAUGGAGCUUUCGUCUCCCGGGAGAAGCUCAGAAGAUUGACAGGAUGAUGGAGGCGUUUGCAACUCGCUACUGCGACUGUAACCCAGGGGUCUUCCAAUCCACAGACACUUGCUACAUCCUGUCGUUUGCCAUCAUCAUGCUCAACACGAGUCUCCACAACCCCAACGUGAAAGACAAACCCAGCCUGCAGCGAUUUGUUUCCAUGAACAGAGGAAUCAACAACGGGGCGGACCUGCCCAUCGAGCUGCUCACGAAACUGUACGCAAGCAUCCGCAGCGAGCCGUUCAAAAUCCCGGAGGAUGAUGGGAACGACCUCACGCUGACAUUUUUUAAUCCAGACAGAGAAGGCUGGCUCCUCAAAAUGGGUGGCCGAGUUAAAACCUGGAAGAGGAGGUGGUUCAUCUUGACAGACAGCUGCUUGUACUACUUUGAAUACACCACAGAUAAAGACCCGAUCGGGAUUAUUCCUCUGGAGAACCUGUGUGUCAGGAGGCUACAAGACACAAGCAAACAGUAUUGUCUGGAGUUAUAUAACCCUAAAGGACAAAAGAUCAAGGCCUGCAAGACGGAGAACAAAGGCAGAGUGGUGCAGGGUAAACAUCAGUCCUAUAAGCUCAGUGCAGCCGGCGCAGAAGAACGGGACGCCUGGAUAGAUGCGAUCAGGGCGAGCAUCACCAAAGACCCGUUUUAUGACCUGGUGUCUCUACGAAAGAGGAAGGUCAUCGGCAACACUUCCUCAUAGACUGAAACACAAGACAUCAGAAGAAACAACAUUUGGAUCCUGGACGAAUCAUCCUGUCACUUUAUGACGGAGACUCUUCAGAAAAAUAAAACUCAUGAAUCUCAGAGCAUUUCAAAGAAAGGUACAACUUGGGAAGUAACAAGUGUAAAAAGUGAAAAUUGAACUAUUUGUGGCUUGCGAUGUAAAGUCUUCACAUUACUUGCACGCACUACUGCACCGACUUCAGGAACUGACAAUCCUGCUGACAAACAUCUGCCACCAGAGUCCGAAGGUGAAAGGAAGUUGGUUUGUUAGUGUUAUAGAUGGAUUACUGAACAGGCCUUCAGGUCCAGGCCCCUUCGACCAAAACUCUGCAUCAAGUAACAUUUAUUGUGUGAAAGAAAUUCAAAAUGACCCCAAAAAAGAAAAACAACUACAAAAACAUCCAUGAAGAGAUGACUAAAAAGAGAUGCAUUAUGACUAAACAAGAUUCAAAAUUACACCACAGAGAUGCAAAAUGACUAAAACAAGACUCAAACUGUCCACAAAGAGA
Cottoperca gobio is the source of this 2241-nucleotide messenger RNA. Its product is annotated as cytohesin-4-like. The record is from RefSeq and is a predicted model, not a curated record. Gene Ontology annotation, molecular function: guanyl-nucleotide exchange factor activity. Gene Ontology annotation, biological process: regulation of ARF protein signal transduction. The coding region runs from base 738 to 1709 and encodes 323 amino acids. The transcript has 11 exons. Lineage: Eukaryota; Metazoa; Chordata; Actinopteri; Perciformes; Bovichtidae.